CCCUCCUUCUCCCUCCCUCCCCCAAGGUGCCUCGAGAGCCAGAAACGCCAAGAUGAGAUUCCUUUUCCGAAAGAAAUGGAAAAACGGCAAAAAUUAUGCCGAAAAAUUACCUUGGAUUGUGAUACAGGCUGACCUGCUGGAGGCGCGGCUGGGCAGCAGCAGCAGCCUGAGCAGCCGGAGCAGCAGCCCCGGUCCGGGCUCCGAGGGCGCCGCCCCCUGGUGCCAGCGUUGGUGCGGCCGCCUCUGCCUCCUCCGCCUGGCGCAGUUCACGCUGCUGCUCACGCUCGCCGCCGCCGCCGCCCACGCCCUCAUCGCCUCGCUCACCACCCGCGCCCUGCCGCCCACGCCCUCGCCCCUGCACCGGCCGCCCCUGCCGCGCCUCUCGCCCGCCCUCCUGCCGGCGCCGGCGCCCUCCGCGCUGCUCGACCUGCAGGACUUCCACUUCCUGCACGACGCGGCGGAGUCCACGUGCGCGCCCGCGCGCCUGUACUUCGUGUUCCUGGUGCACUCGCGCCCCGACCACUUCCGGCAGCGGCAAGCCAUCCGCGCCACGUGGGGCGGCCUGCGGGCACUGGAGGGCGGCUGGGCGGCGCGCACGGUCUUCAUGCUCGGCGAGGGCAGCGGGGGCGGCGGGGACGCGGGCGGCGCGGGCGGCGUGAAGGUGGGCGAGCUGGUGGGCCUGGAGGCGCGGCGCCACGGCGACCUCGUGGUGGGCGCCUUCCACGACCACUACCACAACCUGACGUACAAGCACGCGAUGGCGCUGCGCUGGGCGGCGUCGCGCUGCCGCCACGCUGCCUUCGUCGUCAAGGCGGACGACGACGCUUUCAUCGACGUGCCGGCGCUGAAGGCGCUGCUGGACCGCACCUUCGCCGCGCAGCCGCCGCGCCGCACCCUCGCGUGCCACGUGCUGCCGCCAGGCACGCGGCCGCAGCGCAGCGGCAAGUGGGCCGUCAGCGCCGCCGACUACCCGUGGGCCGAGUACCCGCGAUACUGCGCCGGCCUGGCCUACGUGGCCUCGGCCGACGCCGCCGACGAGCUGUCCCGCGCGGCGCAGGCGGGCGCGGCGCCGCGGGUGUGGGUGGACGACGUGUGGGUCACGGGGCUGCUGGCGGAGGCGCUGCAGCUGCAGCACCACUACCUCAACCUGCGCUACUCCUACGACCACACGGAGAUGGCGGAGUGGGCGUCGCGCGCGCGGGCGUCGCUGGCGCCGCCCUUCGCCUUCGCCCACCUGGACCCCGCGUGCCCCGACUGGCGCCCCACGCUGGACGCGCUCUGGCGCCACGCCCUCGCCGCCCGCAACGCCUCGGCCGACGCCGCCGCGACCGACAGAUAGGCGGGAGAGCGGGCGCCUGGGCGAGGCAGAGGCGUUCACACUUAUAAACAUUUUGCAAAACGAACUACGAGGACCUGCUUGUGACUGUAAAUAAUAUGCUAAAAAGAUUCCAAUGACCUAUUUUUGUAGACGCCAAAGCUAUCACGCAUGUUCCGAGCCUAUGUGUCUGUCUGUCUGUUAGCGAACGGAUUUCAUUGGAACAGAACAUUCCAGACUGUUUGUGUACAGAAACAGCAAGUGCCAUUCUACAUUCAGUGCCUCGACGCGGCAGAUUUGCACUAAGGGUGAAAUUAUCAUGUGAUAUGAUACGAUUCUGAGCUUUAAUGUGCCAACUUUCUAUAUAUAUACCCUGAGAAUUAAGGAUCUUCUUUUAGCCCAACGGAAUGUCCUAAAAUUCUCCGUAAUGUUUUUUUUUCUUCUUUUUUUUGAUAAUCUAAAAAAAAGUAAUUCGAAGUUAUCAUUGCAAAUUCAUCUCCUUCUUGAUAUGCUUAGAUAUCUAAUAACGUUAUCAUACAGAUAACAAAUAGAUAUCAAUCAGAAUAGUACAUUUAAUUUCAUUUAAUAUCAAGAGACGAUCAAAUCCCAUUAAUCCGUUACAAUUGAUAUUUCGAAUUAAUAACAUUUUCUCUGAGAAAUAAACAAAAUUUAGCUCAGUUUAAGAAUUAGAAAAAAUAUAUUAACCAUUUUGAAUAAUAAUGAAAAACUACACUAAUCUGUGAUAUUUAGAAAAGUGAGACUAUGUGAUUUUUAUGUAAUAAGUAAAAUAUGUAAAUAUAA
Messenger RNA from Penaeus indicus, 2116 nucleotides. RefSeq names its product beta-1,3-galactosyltransferase 1-like. Bases 53 to 1339 code for a protein of 428 amino acids. The record is from RefSeq and is a predicted model, not a curated record. Gene Ontology annotation, cellular component: Golgi membrane. Gene Ontology annotation, molecular function: hexosyltransferase activity. NCBI's taxonomy places the organism in Eukaryota, Metazoa, Arthropoda, Malacostraca, Decapoda, Penaeidae. The transcript is spliced from 2 exons.